AUGAAGAGUGGAAAGGGCAGAGAUUCUUCUUAUGGCGUUGAUGAUGAUGUUGAAAUAUUUAUUUACUAUGAUUAUUGUUAUGAGAUUAUUUCUCUCUCAUUUUCUUUCUUUCUUUCGUUUUUGCAACUUUUGUCAUCUUUUUUUUUUCUUUAUUUCUUUCUUUUUUCUUUCUUUCUUUUUUCUUUCUUUCUUUUUUCUUUCUUUUUCUUUUUCUUUCUUUCUUCUUUCUUUCUUUUUCUUUCUUUCUUUCUUUUUUCUUUUUCCUUGCAAUUUUUCUUUACUUUUUCUUUCUUUCUUGACAAUAUUCAUUUUUUUCUUCUCCCACCAGAUUAUUUCUCUUUCCUUUUAUUUUUCUUUCGUUCUUUCUUUCUUGCAGAUUCUUUCUCUCUUUUUUUCUUUCUUCCUUGCAAGUUUUUUCAUCUUUCUUUGUUUCUUUUUCUUUUUUUUCCUUUCUUUUCUGCAAGUUUUUUCCAUCCUUCUCUCUUUAUCUUUUUUUGUUUCUCUUUUUUCUUACAAAUUUGUCCUUUUUCUCUCUUACCUGAUUCUUUCUUUCUCUUUCUCUUUUCUUUCUCUUUUCUUUCUCUUUCUCUUUUCUUUCUCUUUUCUUUCUCUUUCUCUUUUCUUUCUCUUUUCUUUCUCUUUCUCUUUUCUUUCUCUUUCUCUUUUUCUUUUUUCUUUUCUUUCUCUUUCUCUUUUCUUUCUCUUUCUCUUUUCUUUCUUUUUCUCUUUUCUUUCUUUUUCUCUUUUCUUUUCUUUCUUUUUCUCUUUCUUUUCUCUUUUCUUUCUCUUUUCUUUCUCUUUCUUUCUUUUCUCUUUUUUUUCUCUUUUUUCUUUUCUUUCUCUUUUUUUUUUUCUUUCUUUCUUUCUCUUUCUUUUUCUUUCUUUUUCUUUCUCUUUCUUUUUUCUUUUUUUGAUUUCUCUUUUUCUCUUUUUUUUUUUCUUUUUUUUUUCUUUUUUCUUUUUCUUUCUUUUUUUUUCUUACAACCUUUUACUUUUUUUUUCUCCUGCAAGUUUACAUCUGCUUCUUUCUUUCUUUAUUCUGAUUCUUUCUUUCUUUCUUUCUUUCUUUCUUUCUUUAUUGUGUUUAUUUACUUUAUUGUGAUUUUUUCACUCUUUCUUUCUUUUUUCUUUCUAUCUUUCUUUUUUAUUAUGCUUCUUAUUUCGGUAGCUUUUUCUUUUUUUCUUUCUUUCUUGUGCCUUUUCUUUUUUCUUUCUUUUUUCUUUCUUUCUUGUGCCUUUUCUUUUUUUCUUUCUUUCUUGUGCCUUUUCUUUUUUUCUUUCUUUCUUGUGCCUUUUCUUUUUUUCUUUCUUUCUUGUGCCUUUUCUUUUUUUCUUUCUUUCUUGUGCCUUUUCUUUUUUUCUUUCUUUCUAUCUAUCUAUCUAUCUAUCUAUCUAUCUAUCUAUCUAUCUAUCUAUCUUCUUUCUUUUUUUCUUGUGCCUUUUCUUUUUUUUCUUUAUUGUGCGUAUUUAUUAUGUAUCUUUCUUUCUUUCUUUUUUAUCAUGCUUCUUACUUUCUUGAUUUGUUACUUUCUUUUAUUAUGCUUUCUUUCUUUCUUUCUUUCUUGUGCUUUUUCUUUUUUUUUUUUUUUUUUUUCUUAG
Molecule: messenger RNA, 1599 nt
Organism: Acanthosepion pharaonis
Lineage: Eukaryota; Metazoa; Mollusca; Cephalopoda; Sepiida; Sepiidae
Source: the annotation of a GenBank genome assembly